AGAUGUAUAGGCCGAGCAAUUAAAAUUGAACAACAGAGCGAUUUGAAGUUUACAAAUGGGUUGAAGACCAGGACUUGAACAAGAUUAAGAUAUUGGAAAUGUAUUUGACAGCUUAUGACCAUGAUUACUUUUACUGUCCAAAAUGAAUUUUUCUCCGUAACUGAAAUUACUACUAUAUAGGAACAUUAUUUCAAAGGUGUGAUAGAGAUGACAUGACAAAAUUAUGAACGAAGUUUUCACCAUACACUAAUAACCUUAUGACUACAUUUCGAGUAGAGUUAGGAAAAAAAAUUAUUCAUAUGGGAUAAAACGGUCAAGGAUUAAUGAAAACAAAACAAAUUUUGUAGAGAAAAAUUAAUGUGUAUAUAUACAAAAAAAGUAAACAUAAUAACAAAUAACUACUAUAGAAACAUAAAUAAUAAAAUCUAACAAAAAAUAUAUACAUUUUGGAACAACCUAACAUCUCUAUUCAGGGAGCUGCAAAGCAUAAGUAACCGGAAAUAUAAAUUUAUUGUGGUUACAAGCAUUAUUCCCAGAAUAUACAAGGAUAGAAACAGAUACAAAUUUAAAUGUUAAUACAUAUUGAUUAAUAGGCCACAUGUUGUUUCUUGACCAGUGGAUGUAAUCGUUUAAGAGUAACCUUAAUUUGUACUAUAUAUAUAUAUAUCAGUACAUUAAUCCAAUAAAACCAUUUGAAAAUUUAAAAGAGACAAAUUAAUCGAGAUUACAACUACCUACUAAGUAGAAAUCUCAUGUUUUCAUAGGCAACAAAAAAAAUUAACGAAAUAAAUUGGGAAGCGUGUUUUUAUCUGUUUUUGUCCGAUUUUAUUCUAUUUAACGUGUUAUGGAACUUAUAAAGGAUACAAAUAGUUGUACGACCAUAGUAAUUCAUGUUCCAUGUAAUCUGUUACAUUGAUUUGAAAUCAAUAAAAUGAUGAUGUUAUAAAAAAGAUUGAAGAAAUUUUAUACUAUUAGAAAAAUAAUUUGAGAUGAAAAUUAAUGGAAAACAAUUUCACAAGUUUUCUGGAAAAUUUAUGUUUUAAUAACGUUAACUCAGAUUCAAUACAUGAGUUAGAGUUACACCUUCUAUCUAUCGUUCAGCUCAGAAGAAGUUAGAACACAAUAAUCGAGGAAACACUAACGGACAACUUCCAGCAUCAUCCAAACUAUUUUUCUAUUUUAAACUCGGUUUUGGUAUUUUGGCAAACUAAUAAAAAUAAUCUAAUUACAAAAAUGCUAAAAAUAUACGAAACACUAAAAAAAAAAAAAAAAAAAACCAUGUCUCCCCUCAUAUACUAUAUUUUACAUAGUACAUAGUUUAUGUACAUAUGAAAAUUCUGCAAUAUUCUAUAAUUAAAUAACAAAACUAAUUGUAAAAUUUUAAAAGCAAUUAUCCGCGCGAAGCGGGGAAGACGAUCUAGUAAUAUAUAGAAGGAUAUCAACAUGCUAACUUUAAUACAAACAAUAUAAUUAAUUAAGAUUUAUAGUUAGCUUUCACCAUUAGGUCCUAUAAAUAAAGCACCAAUUCACCAACCUUUGUAUUCAUUCAUCAUUUCCCUCUCUAUCUUUUGGAAUACUCUGCAACUAUGUCGAAGAAGAUCACCCUCAAGAGCUCCGACGGCAUAUCUUUCCAGGUCGAUGAAGCCGUUGCGCUCAUGUCUCCGAGAAUCAAGCGCAUGAUCGAAGACGACCGCACCGGUAAUGGAAUCACUAUUCCAAACGUGAACAGUGCAGCCCUCGCAAAGGUUAUCGAGUACUGCAAGAAGCACGUCGAAGCCAACGCUGAUGACACUGAGCUCAAGGCUUGGGACUUAGAUUUCGCCAGAGCUCUCGAGGGCCUCGACAAGGAUGCUUUCUUCGCUGUCGCCUCUGCUGCACAUUUUCUGAACAUCGGUGGACUUUUUGACCUAACGUGCAAGACUGUGGCCGAAAUGGUGAGAGGCAAGACUGUAGAUCAGAUUCGCGAUAUCUUCCACAUCAAGAACGACUAUACAGAUGCGGAAGAAGCUAAGAUGCGCAAGGAGAAUGCAUGGGCCUUUGAGUGACUUGAAGUUGUGCUGUGUUGUUUCUUUUCUCUUUUGGUUUGAAUAAUUAAGUGUGUAACAAACCUUAUUUAUCCUUUAUUAUAUGGUUUAAUAAAAACAUAUUAUAUAUCAGCUUUGCUUGUUACAACGAACGGACUUCUUUAAGUGUAGAUGUAGAAGAUGAAAAGAUCACU
Brassica napus (rape) is the source of this 2218-nucleotide messenger RNA. Its product is annotated as SKP1-like protein 4. The record is from RefSeq and is a predicted model, not a curated record. Gene Ontology annotation, biological process: SCF-dependent proteasomal ubiquitin-dependent protein catabolic process. The transcript is spliced from 2 exons. Gene Ontology annotation, cellular component: nucleus; cytoplasm. Lineage: Eukaryota; Viridiplantae; Streptophyta; Magnoliopsida; Brassicales; Brassicaceae. Gene Ontology annotation, molecular function: cullin family protein binding. The coding region runs from base 1587 to 2045 and encodes 152 amino acids.